AUGACUGCAAGGCGUUCUGUUGUAUCAGAAAAAGCAGCUUCACUCGGCGACGAUAUUCAGUCGUAUCAUCAUCAUUUGGUUUGGCUAGAUCAAAAUAUCGAAAAUUAUGGAAUUAAACAAAAUAGACUACCAUGGUUUGAGUUGGACGAUAAAUUGAAACUUUUCACCGAUACAGAAGAAUGUGCUGAUUAUAUACUAAGACAAGAUGAUAGAAAUGAGAAAUCUUACAUUAUAUUCAUUGUUUCUAAAUCACUUAGCGAAGAAAUUCUACCAGUCAUACAUGAUUGCAUUGGUAUUUUUACAAUUUUUAUAUUUUCUCCAAAUGUAAAAUAUUGUCAACAUUUAAAAUACACGAAAGUUCGAGCAGUAUGCACAGAAACAACUGAAUUAUUUGAUAGAAUUCGACAUUGCAUGGAGAGAGAUAACGUUACAAUUGGCUUUAGUUUAUUUAAUGAUCGAGACAAUGCUAAUACAGACACAUCCUCAUUAAAAUCCUCAUUAAAAGAUACACCCAAUGAACAAUAUCCGAUUCACUGCUUAAAAGAAGAUCAAGCACGUUUUCUAUGGUUUUAUAAGUGUAGCAGUUUUAUGAUUGACUUAAAAGACGAUGAUAUAAAUGCUAAAGAAGAAAUGAUUGCCUGUUGUCGUAACACAUGUAAAGAUAAACGAUUACUGAUACCAAUAGAUGAAUUUGCAAAUGAAUCAUUAGAAGAAAAUGCACAAAGAGCUGUUUGGUGGUAUACGAAUAAUUCUAUCAUAUAUCUAAGUAUUAAUGAAGCAUUAGUUUCCGGUAAUAUUUCAACGAUCUAUUCGUAUCGUUAUAUGAUUAAAUUACUGUGUCGACAAUUGAAAGAUUUACACCAAGAAUUUAAACUAUCAGUAUCCAAUAGAAUACUUCAUCUUUAUCGUGGCCAACGAUUAAAACUAUCCCAAAUUCUCUCGAUUUCCAGAUGUAUCAAUGGUAUUAUUUCACUCAAUAGUUUUGUAUCGACAACACAAGAUAGAGAUGUUGCAAAUAAAUUCAAUUUUGGUCGUAAAGAACAAAAUGAUGAACCUGUUUUAUUUGAAAUCGAUGUUGAUAUGAAUAAUGAAUACGGCAUUGUAUUUGCUGAUAUCAGAGAAUUUAGUCGGUAUAAAGAAGAAGAAGAAAUUCUCAUUUCGAUCGGAUCUGUAUUUCGUAUUGAAUCGGUCGAAUUUAUUGAAAAAAAUAAAUUAUAUGUUAUUCAUCUCUCAUUAAGUCGACAUGAUCAAUUAAGUGUUAAUAACUAUAUUGAGCAGUCAUAUGCAACAGAAAUCGAUUCAAAUGAGCAUUCAGUUCUUUUUGGAAAACUUCUUUUUGAUAUGGGAGAGUAUCAAUUUGCCAUAAAAUAUUGUGAAAAUCAAAUUGCUCGUAUAUCAAAUUCUAAUAAUAAUUGUCGGCCUACCUUCUUGAACAAUCUUGGUGUAUGCUACGAUGAAAUCGGUAACAGAAAUAAAGCGCUUAUCUAUUACAAAGCAGCACGUGAAAUGUAUAAAGCGGUGGGAAAUCAGCGUGGAUUAGGUGCAUGUUAUCAUAAUAUGGCGAGUUCUUAUUAUAACCAACAAAACUAUGAUGCUGCUCUUCUAUGGGCACUUCAAGCUUUGGAUGUACGAGAAAAAUAUCAACUAGAAAAAGCAUCAACUCUUGAUUUACUUGGUUGUAUUUAUUUAGCUCAACAUGAUUCAAGCGCAGCGGCUGAUAAACUUAAAGAGGCUUUGAAAAUACGUCUAAAAUGUUUAGGCCAAACUAAUUCAAAUCAUCCAGAUAUUGGAAUAAGUUAUUUCAAUUUAGGUAAACUUGAAUCAAAACUAUUAUCAUCAAUUGAAGCACAUACUAAUUAUUCACGUGCUGCAGAAAUCUUUCGAGUCAACUAUCCAAGCACACAUCCACUGAUUAAAGAAGUUACACAAUGUUUAGAAGAAAGCAAACGAUUAUGA
Messenger RNA from Rotaria socialis, 1956 nucleotides. NCBI's taxonomy places the organism in Eukaryota, Metazoa, Rotifera, Eurotatoria, Philodinida, Philodinidae. The record is from the annotation of a GenBank genome assembly.